CUCUAACUUCCACCACCGGAAGGAAAUGCAAUCAAAGAUGGUAGCAGCAGCAGCAAUUCAUUCUCCUCAUCCAUCCGAUUUAACCACGCUCCAAGAAGCCCGUUCCACGACCUAUCUGCAGUCCCGCCUAGGAUCCAAAACCUCGGUCCCAGAUAGCAAUUUCAUCAUCCCCGUGAUCGACAUCUCCCCAUCCUUCUCUUCCUCGCUGUCAGCUCGCCAAUCCGUCGCCGCCAAAAUCCGCACUGCAUGUACUACCUCUGGCUUCUUCUAUAUCACGCACCACGGCGUCUCUGAGAAAGCCCGCGCGGGGAUCUUAGACCAAGCGGAACGGUUCGUCAAACUCCUACCUCAGUGCAAAAAGGAGGAAUUACAUAUUCGGUUGAGCAAGCUGGGGUAUGGAUGGGAGCCGGGGAAUUAUACAAGUUUAGCGGGCGAUUUGGAGACCAAGGAGGCGUUUAAUUUUGGGUAUGAGCAAGGCUUGGAUGUCACGGGUGGGGAUGGGAUGUAUCGAAAUUUAGACGGGUCGGUGGGAUGUGGGAAUGUGUGGCCUAAGGAGGAGGAUUUACCGGGAUUUUAUGAAGGGGUGAGGGAGUAUUAUGGUCAGGUGCUCCAGCUUGCGCGCCACCUCUUCAGGCUCUUUGCUCUAUCACUAGAUCUACCAGAGCAUCAUUUCGAUCACAUGACAACGCACCCCGGCGGCAUCUGCAGACUCCUCUACUACCCUCCCUGUAAACACUUCCCUUCCUCCAAAAGAGCUGAAGGAGAAGGAGAGGAAAUCGGCCUUGGCGCUCACACCGACUACGAAUGCUUCACUCUCCUUCACAGCUCCUCGACACCUGGUCUCGAAAUCCUCACACCCUCAAACUCCUGGCACCGCGCUACCCCCCUCCCAUCCAGCUUCAUCGUCAACGUGGCAGACUUCCUGAUGCGGUGGACUAACGGGGUCUACAAAUCCACAAUCCAUCGUGUUGUGAACAGAACAGAUGAGGAGCGUUACAGCGUCCCUUUUUUCUUUAGUGUGAAUUAUGAUGAGGUCGUUGAGACGCUGCCAACGUGCUUGAAUGACGGCGAGAAGAGUAGCUAUCCACCUAUUAGAGCAGGGGAGUAUAUCCUGGAGAGGCUGAAUACCACGACGAAGGAUGGGAAUGGUUAUUUUGGUAAUGAGGGGUUCUUUGGGGAGGAGAGGAGGGAAUAGGAUUGGGACUUUACGUGCCGGUGUAGGAAGUGACUUGCCC
This is a messenger RNA of Lindgomyces ingoldianus, 1235 nucleotides long. Its product is annotated as Clavaminate synthase-like protein. The record is from RefSeq and is a predicted model, not a curated record. Bases 38 to 1195 code for a protein of 385 amino acids. Gene Ontology annotation, molecular function: dioxygenase activity. Lineage: Eukaryota; Fungi; Ascomycota; Dothideomycetes; Pleosporales; Lindgomycetaceae. The transcript has 2 exons.